AUGCUAUCGAACGCCGAGUACUACGAAGAAAUACCAAACAACAGCGAUAGAAAAACAAUGCAGAAAAUUAAGAAUCUUUUAAAACGUCAUAAAACAUCAUCGAGUUUAACAGAAAAAGAAGAAGACUUCUUAAUUGAUUAUGAAUAUAGUGAAAGCAAUUUUUAUGGACUGCCAAUGAUUCAUAAAUCUAGAAAAAUAAAAGAGGCCAUCAAAUCCCAAUGCUCGGAAUACAUAACUUGUCCUUAUCCAGACGAUCUCACUUUCCGACCAAUAGUAGGAGGACCAUCAGCACCAACGCAAAGACUUAGCAAUCUACUAGACAUUCUUCUAAAAUCAUUAUGUUCUGGAGCCAAAAAUUAUGUACAAGAUGACUUCGAUUUUCUCCGCCAUUUACCAGAGAAAGUUGAUAUAAACAGCAAGCUCGUUACGUUGGAUGUCAUAAACUUGUACAGUAAUAUAUCAAGUUGCCUGGGACUUGAAGCCGUGGAAUACUGGAUCAGUAAGGAUCCUGAAAAAAUUAACGGCAGAUUUUCAAGAGACUUUAUUUUGGAAGCAACAGAAAUAGUGCUGACAAAUAAUACUUUCACGUUUAAUGGAAAACAUUUUAAACAAAUAAAAGGAACGGCUAUGGGCACAAAAAUGGCUCCGACAUAUGCCACCUUAACAUUAGGAUAUUUAGAAGAGAAAAUGUAUCAAAAAGUGGGAGAACAAUUCAACGAAGAGGUAAAAAAUUAUAUUUCUAAUUACUGGAAAAGAUAUCUGGACGAUUGUUUUAUUGUAUGGAAAUUCAGCGACAACGAAUUAUCUACCUUUAAAACAUUACUGAACGAACUUAAUCCUGAUAUAAGAUUUACAGCGGAAGAAAGUACGGAUAGAAUUCCAUUUCUGGAUAUUUUGUUAAUUAAGGAAAACGACUUCAUUUUGACAGAUAUCUAUUACAAACCUACAGAUAUGCACCAGUAUCUUCAUUUUAAUUAG
This is a messenger RNA of Saccostrea echinata, 978 nucleotides long. RefSeq lists its product as uncharacterized. NCBI's taxonomy places the organism in Eukaryota, Metazoa, Mollusca, Bivalvia, Ostreida, Ostreidae. The transcript has a single exon. The record is from RefSeq and is a predicted model, not a curated record. Bases 1 to 978 code for a protein of 325 amino acids.